Nothoprocta perdicaria is the source of this 1275-nucleotide messenger RNA. Its product is annotated as opsin-5-like. The record is from RefSeq and is a predicted model, not a curated record. Gene Ontology annotation, molecular function: G protein-coupled receptor activity. NCBI's taxonomy places the organism in Eukaryota, Metazoa, Chordata, Aves, Tinamiformes, Tinamidae. The transcript has 5 exons. Gene Ontology annotation, cellular component: membrane. Gene Ontology annotation, biological process: G protein-coupled receptor signaling pathway. The coding region runs from base 1 to 1275 and encodes 424 amino acids.
AUGGGAAAUGCGUCCAAYGCCUCAGUGUUCACCUCCACCUUAUCAGAGAGAGAAGACCUGAUUUUUGGCACGCUCUAUUUAGUCUUUGGCCUUGUGUCGCUCUCCGGCAACUCGCUGCUCCUGCUGGUGGCUUAUCGGAAGAGGUCCAUGCUGAAGCCUGCGGAAUUCUUCAUCGUGAACCUGGCCGUCAGUGACCUGAGCAUGACAGUGACCCUGUUCCCCUUGGCCACAUCGUCCUUCUUUGCACACAGGUGGCUCUUCGACCGCGCAGUGUGCACCAUCUACGCCUUCUGCGGKGUGCUCUUCGGCCUCUGCAGCCUCAGCAGCCUGGCGGUGCUCAGCACCGUUUGCUGCCUGAAGGUCUGUUACCCAGCGUACGGGAACAGGUUCUCUCCGUCGCACGCCGGCGUCCUGCUGCUCUGCGUCUGGGCCUACGCGCUGCUCUUUGCCACGGCGCCGCUGGCCGAGUGGGGCAGCUACGGGCCCGAGCCCUACGGCACCGCGUGCUGCAUCACGUGGAACGCCGCCAGCCGCCAGGCCGUGCUCUACAUCCUGGCCCUCUUCGUCUUCUGCUACCUCCUGCCCUGCCUCCUCAUCCUCGUGUCCUACGCGCUCAUCCUGUGGCGGGUGAAGGGCUCRCGCAGGGCCGUGCGGCAGCACGUGUCUCCGCGGGGCCGCGCGCCCGGCGUGCACGGCCUCGUCGUGAAGCUGAGCGUGGCCGUGUGCCUGGGGUUCCUGGCUGCCUGGACUCCUUACGCCAUCGUCGCCCUCUGGGCCGCACUGGGGGACGCCAGCCGGGUGCCGGCCCUGGCCUUCGUGCUCUCAGCCGUCUCCGCCAAGUCCUCCACGCUCUACAACCCGCUCGUGUACCUGCUCUUCAAGCCCAACUUCCAGAGGUUCCUCCCCAAGGCCGUCCUGCUGCCGGGAGCCGUGCGCGCCGCGCUGUGCUGCGGGUGCCCGCACGCCCCGCUGCAGCCCGGCGCCGACGGGCCGCGCUUCUCCCCGCGCCCCGGCGGCCGCCGCGGCGCCUGCCAGGGCUGCCACGACCCCUUCGAAGGCUUCGGCAGCUACCCCAGGUGCUACAAACUCUCGGAGCGCCCCGAGGCGGCGCCCGGGCCCGCUCCGCUGGCCAUCCUCAGCGCUGGCGCCUGCCAGCCCGGCCUGCGGCGCUCGGUGCAGCUCAUGGUGCUCGUCUCAAGGCCGAGGUCGGGYCUGGCUGCCACCAGCGCCGCGCACAAAGGGCUGCCCUCCGACAUCGCCAGRGACCUUCUCUGA